Messenger RNA from Trichomonas vaginalis G3, 585 nucleotides. RefSeq lists its product as uncharacterized. The coding region runs from base 1 to 585 and encodes 194 amino acids. NCBI's taxonomy places the organism in Eukaryota, Parabasalia, Trichomonadida, Trichomonadidae. The record is from RefSeq and is a predicted model, not a curated record. The transcript has a single exon.
AUGGAUGCUCUAGAUAUAAUCAUCACUGUUUUCAUAAUAUCAUUGGUAAUCGUAUGUUGCUUUGGCUGUUAUAAGUGUUACAAAUGCUUGAAGUACGAUUGUGAUUGCGGUAUUAAAUCUUGUAUGUCAAGCAGCUCAUCAGGGUAUACUGCUAGAACGACAAACUAUCCUGCUGUUCAAUAUUCAGCAAAUGUUCAAAAUCGGAAUAUUUACUCCCAAAAAGACGAUUCAUCGGAUUCUUUAUCAUCUUCUGAAAUUCUUUUGGGUAUUGCUUUGAAUCAAUUUCAACGAGAGCAGGCAAGGGAUAUUGCUUUACUUACAAAAGAACUAAUUGAAAUACAAGAACGCAUUAAUAACAGUACGCUUCAAGAUGUUAUAAAUCUAUCAAUUGUUUUCCUACACCAUAUUGAUGAAUUACAAAAUUGCAUAGAAGGUUUGCAGAUGCUUGAAAGCUUCAGAGAAUUAUUAAAAGCAAUAAGAGAUGAAAUUGUUAGUGCUUUGCAAGCAAGGAGAACUAUUAGGGUUGCUAUAAUUGAGCGUAAUGGAAACCAAAUCAGAGGGAUUGUAGCUCAAUUUCAAGCAUAA